AUGAUGCUUCCAUGCAAGCCAUUCUACAAAACAUGCCAACAGGCUUUGUUCUUACUUGCCAUUGUGUUGCUUUCAUCCUUCCAAGUCUUGGCUUCCACCCCAUCUACAACUUCUUUCACUUCUGCGAGAAGUGAAACAGAGGCAACAGAGGCCCUUCUAAAAUGGAAAGCCAGCCUCUCCAAACACACCCAAUCUCUCCUACCUUCAUGGGUCGUCGCCAAUGGGACUUGCCAUUGGGAAGGAGUCACUUGCAGCAAAUCCGGAAGCAUCGUCAGCUUGGACCUCUGGGGUCAUGGUUUGAGAGGUACACUUCACAGUCUCAACUUCUCUUCCUUACCUGAUCUCCUUACUCUUCAGCUAGGAGAUAAUUCGCUUUCCGGAACAAUCCCUUCUAACAUCAGCAGUCUCUCCAAACUCACCACUCUCAUCUUGUCCUACAAUAAACUCUCAGGAAAUAUUCCUUCUGAGAUAGGCUUGCUGAAUGGUCUUAGUGUAUGUAACCUGGGUGCAAAUUUUCUAACUGGCUCUAUUCCUCCAGAAAUAGGAAGCCUGAGGAGUCUCUCUACGUUUAGUUUGUGUGAAAACAACCUCAUAGGCAUUAUCCCUACCACUAUAGGGAGCUUGAGGAACUUGACAAUUCUUCACCUUUAUAACAAUAAACUUUCAGAAUCUAAAUGGGACAAUUCCUGCUUCCAUGCAAACUUGAGUAAUUUAUCCCUUUUUUAUCUUUAUGAAAAUGAACUUUCAGGUUCCAUACCUCUAGAAAUUGGGAAUCUUAGAUCACUCAGUGAGCUUGAACUGUCAAGUAACAGUAUAAAUGGUACAAUUCCUGCUUCUAUUGGGAACUUAACUAAUCUAUCCAUUCUUUAUCUUCAUGAAAAUAAACUCUCUGGCUCCAUACCAGAAGAAAUUGGACUCUUAACAUCUCUCAAAAAACUAGACUUUUCAAAAAACACUCUGACAGGCACCCUCCCCACGUCAAUACAAAACUUGACAAACCUUUCCCUUCUCUCCUUUUUGUCCAAUGGUUUGUUUGGAAUCAUACCGCAUGAAAUCGGAUCUCUAAAUUUACUUAAUGAGUUUGAUUUGUCAUUCAACAAUCUUACCGGUACAAUUCCUCGUUCCAUUGGCAACUUGCGAAAAUUAACUCUCCUUGGGCUUGGUGACAAUAAACUCUCUGGUACCAUUCCACCAGAGAUAGGGAAACUUAAGUUUCUUACUCAAGUAAGUUUAUUUUAUAACAAUCUCCAUGGGAAAAUUCCACCCGAGAUGAGUAAUCUUACUAGGUUGCAGUUUUUGACAUUAUCCAGAAAUAACUUCACUGGUCAUUUACCAAAAUGGCUAUGCCACAAUGGAUCACUUAAGAAACUUACCAUCGCUGAUAAUCAUUUUAAAGGUCCAAUCCCGAAAAGCUUGAAAAGUUGUACCAGUUUGGUUAGAGUCAAGCUAGAAAAGAAUCAUUUAGUAGGAAAUCUAUCGGAAAGUUUUGGCAUAUAUCCUCACUUAAACUACAUAGAUUUGAGUGACAAUAAUCUGCAUGGCGAGAUUUCAUGGAAAUGGGGGCGUUGUCACAAUCUCACAAGCUUGAAAAUGGCAAGGAAUAAUAUUUCUGGUCGAAUUCCGUCGGAGCUUGGAAAGGCAACUAACCUUUCUUUACUUGAUCUCUCCUCAAACCAUCUUGUUGGAGAGAUUCCGAAGGAAUUGGGAAAGUUGACAUCAUUAUUCGAACUUGAGCUAAGUGGUAAUCAACUUUCAGGCAAUAUACCAGUAGAGAUUGGCAUUCUGUCAAACUUAACAUAUCUCAAUCUUGGAGCAAACAGUCUAAAUGGUUCUAUUCCAGGAGAACUAGGAGAUUGCAAGAAGCUACUGAAAUUGAAUUUGAGUUGGAAUGGAUUCCUGGAAGGAGUUCCGUCUGAGAUUGGCAAAUUACACUUCCUUCAAAGCCUUGAUCUCAGUCAAAAUGCGCUAAUAGGAGAGAUUCCUCCUGGACUGGGAGAAUUGAAAACCGUAGAAACGUUGAAUCUCUCACAUAAUAAGCUCUCCGGUAGCAUCCCAUCAAGUUUUGGUGAUUUGUUAAGCUUGACUUCCAUUGAUAUAUCCUACAACCAAUUAGAGGGUCCUAUUCCUGACAUUGGACCUUUCAACGAAAAAGUGCCCUUCGACGCAAUUAGAGAUAACAAAGGUUUGUGCGGAAAUGUUACUGGUUUGAAGGCUUGUCCUACUUCGAUCAGCCACCAUCGAGCAAAGAAGAGAGGCAAAGGAGUUGUGAUCGUAGCUACAAUCCCCAUUGUAUGUGUUAUUGUGCUACUACUAAUCAUUUUUGCCACUAUUUUCGCUCUUGCCAAAAGACGGCGAAACAAAGAGAAUAAAUCAAGGGAAGGACCAAAUCCGAAUCCAUUCACAAUAUGGAGCCAUGAUGGAAAGUUGGUGUACAAAAACAUCAUUGAAGAAACUGAAGGAUUUGAUUCCAAGUAUUGCAUUGGAGUGGGAGGGAAUGGAAGUGUGUACAAAGCUGUAUUACCAACUGGACAGAUUGUGGCUGUGAAGAAACUUCACCAACUACCAGACUGUGAAAUUGCAAAUUCAAAAACCUUUACAAGCGAAAUUCUUGCUUUGACAAAAAUCCGGCAUCGGAAUGUUAUUAAGUUCUAUGGUUUCUGCUCACAUCCGCAGCAUUCGCUUCUGGUUUACAAGUUUUUGGAUGGAGGGAGCUUGGAAAAGAUACUUUGUGAUGAGGAACAAGCAAUGACAUUUGAUUGGAUCAAGAGAGUGAAUGUUGUCAAAGGUGUAGCCAACGCCAUCUCCUAUAUGCACCAUGACUGCUCACCUCCUAUAAUUCACAGGGACAUAUCAAGCAAAAACGUCUUGUUGGAUGAAGAGUAUGAAGCUCAUGUCUCUGACUUUGGCACUGCAAGAAUUCUGAACCCCAACUCAUCCAAUUGGACUUCAUUAGCAGGCACAUUAGGGUACACCGCUCCAAAACUUGCUUACACAAUGGAGGUGACCGAAAAAUGUGAUGUUUAUAGCUUCGGGGUUUUGGCAUUGGAAAUACUGGUAGGGAAGCAUCCGGGGGAUCUCAUCUCAUAUAUGUCAUCGUUGUUGUUGUCUUCUUCGUCUUCAACAGUACAUCAUUUGCUAUUGAAGAAUCUAUUGGACCAACGUCCUUCAUAUCCCACGAAUCGAGCUGGAGCGGAAGUGGUGACUGCUGCAAAAAUGGCAGUCUCAUGCUUACAAUCCAAUCCGCAAUCUCGGCCCUCUAUGCAACAGGUUUCUCAGGAGCUAUCAACUCAAAGACGCACUGUGCAGAAUCAGUUUCACACCAUUACAAUGGGACAGCUACUUGAUGUUGGGUAUUGAUUCCGCAUGUUGAAAAUUUGCACUCAUAAUUGUAGCUCUUUUAGAAUUGCAUCUGUUGCUAGUUGCUAGUACUAAUCUCAACCAUCUUAUAUGAGAUAAAUAAUAUUUUGAGCUGGCCAUGCCCGGAGUCGUUACCCUUGCCAA
This is a messenger RNA of Tripterygium wilfordii, 3501 nucleotides long. Its product is annotated as MDIS1-interacting receptor like kinase 2-like. The record is from RefSeq and is a predicted model, not a curated record. Lineage: Eukaryota; Viridiplantae; Streptophyta; Magnoliopsida; Celastrales; Celastraceae. Gene Ontology annotation, molecular function: protein binding; protein kinase activity; ATP binding. Bases 1 to 3357 code for a protein of 1118 amino acids. The transcript has 3 exons. Gene Ontology annotation, biological process: protein phosphorylation.